CUGACACCUGAUAUGAAAAGAAAUCGAGGGCGGACUGUUCAACCUCAACCUGAGGACCUCAGUAGCAGGUCACUCAGAGACCGGGGCAGGUCACUUAGAGACCGAGCCAGGUCACUGAAAGAGGACAGGAGGUCACCCCCAGAGGUGAGGAGGUCUAUGCGUGAGGGUGAGAGGUACAUGAGGUUCAGGAACCAGGGAGAGAAGGAGGAGGAGGAGGAGAUGGACGAGGACGGGGGGCAGGAUGAGGAGGAUCGAGGCCAGGAGGAGGAUGAGAGAGGACGGGAUGAUGAGGAGAGAGGACGGGAGGAGAAUUUGAUCCAUAUCCUCGGCAGAUUACGAGGACGGAGUCAUGAUAUGCAAGGAGCCUGUGAUUGGUGUUUCCGUGUCUCCACCCCCCAGUUCUCUUUACCAGUAUCAGAUGGAGAAGAGUUAAAACUAUUCUGCUCAGAAUCAUGUUUCUCACAUUAUAGGAGAGCAGUGUUUAAGGUGGGGCGAGCAGGAGCUGGAAAUGUCUGUGAUAAUUGUAAACAAGUUCGCCAGGAUACCCUAGUUGUUCAAGAUAAUACAAGAAAAAUGUAUUUUUGCAGUACAACUUGUUUAAAUUUGUACAGAGAAGGUAUUUCAUCCAGUUCUGAGAAUCUGGAAAGAGCAACAGAACGGCCUACAGUUAAGGUAAAGCCAGAUCAUAUAUUGAAAAAGCCAGAGCUAAAGAACAGAGAAAUAGAAAAUAGAAGAUAUAAAUGCAUCGGCGGUAACGUAAACGGAAUCAGGAAAACAGCGGUAAGAGACAGACAACAGCGACGGGUACCCGCCGAUCAAAGACUUGGUGUAGUUCCUCACAUUCAAUUGGCAGGAUCAAAUAGGCCUCAGGUAUUCUUCAAUAAUUAAUUUUAUAAUCAAUUUUGCAUUUUUUAAUUUUUCAUUCAGUUUUUUUAUUUUCAUUAUUGGGGUGGCUUAGCCCUUAUAGCUUCCAACGCUUGCAUACGCCCCUCAUUGUAUUUGUUUACUUUUCUGUAUUUUCAAUUUUCUGUAUUUUCAAUUUUCUGUUCCGCAUUUUUCAAUAAUUUCCUAUAAUUUGUGUGAUAACAAUAUUUCAGCAUAAAAAGCAAGUUUAAAGGAACCUGAGCUGAAAACUUUAGAAUGGGAUAUCCUUGAUCCCGAUCGGUUAAUUAAUCUGGAGAUUAAU
This is a messenger RNA of Eurytemora carolleeae, 1186 nucleotides long. RefSeq lists its product as uncharacterized. The transcript is spliced from 7 exons. The record is from RefSeq and is a predicted model, not a curated record. Gene Ontology annotation, biological process: animal organ development. Gene Ontology annotation, cellular component: nucleus. The coding region runs from base 13 to 888 and encodes 291 amino acids. Lineage: Eukaryota; Metazoa; Arthropoda; Copepoda; Calanoida; Temoridae.